Molecule: messenger RNA, 10957 nt
Organism: Lineus longissimus
Lineage: Eukaryota; Metazoa; Nemertea; Pilidiophora; Heteronemertea; Lineidae
Product: eukaryotic translation initiation factor 4 gamma 1-like
Exons: 31
Coding region: 816-5690 (1624 amino acids)
Cellular component (GO): eukaryotic translation initiation factor 4F complex
Molecular function (GO): translation initiation factor activity; mRNA binding; protein binding
Source: RefSeq, a predicted model, not a curated record
UGGAUUUUCAUUAUAAACCGCCUAAUACAUUACAAACACUAACAGUCCAAAUCACAAUUGUCAUCCCUAAAUUCGCGUCAUUAGCUACCCAUUGCGUAGGUCGUGUGUAAUAUACGUGAAACAGAAAGAUGGUGCGUCAGGGACGCGGAACUUGGCGUUGAACUCGCGCAUACGUUGUGCGCCACUGACGCGAAGCAGGACGGAUGUCAUUUGUGAUUUGGACUGUACCAGUACCUCAUAAUAACGUCAUCUUUACAUCAUGUCCCGUCAUUUUGAUCCAUUCAAAACUCUUCACUCUAAUCCUGAAUGCUCCCUGCAUUGUAUCAUGUAUGAUGAUGGUAUAUGUUCCCCAUGGAAGAUGUUCAUGCCAGACAUGGUGUGUCACUUUACGACGCCCUUUGACUUGUUGAGCUAUGAUACUUCAUUAAACUGUCACUUAACUUGAGUGAUGGCGCCAAACACACCGUGCAAUUCUGUGUAGGAAUAUCCUUUGUGUAUCACUGUAACCUUCAGCCUUUUUCUGUAGCGUUAGUGGUCAGAAUGAAUUCUUGAAUGGAUAAAAACGGUGGGAAAGGAUGUAAGGAUUCAUUUGAGGUAGGUUUAAAGAAAGUGCAGAAGAAAUUGUGAAAAAUAAGAGCAAUAUGCAAGAUUUCUCAACAUGCAAACUAUAGCUAUUUAGUGUCUUAAAGAGUGAAAAGAGCUGCCAACUAAAGAUUUGUCAUCAUACUGCUGCUGAGCUGAGAUGGUGCUCGAGUGGGUGAAGUGAAACAAUUCUUAAUUUCUGUGAGUGUUCUAUAAAGUCAAUUUAUGUCAAAAUGGAUGACAAUUUGCAACAGAGACAACGAAGUCCUACCUACAGAGAGAUGUGGUAUCCAGAUCAAGCAGCUGCAACCCCGAUCAUGUACUACCCACAAGGCCAUACCCCACCGAUACAGCAGCAGUAUCGGCAGGAGGAGUACCAACAAGUAAGACAGCCGAAUCAGCCUUAUUACGCUCAGAGUCAGAAACAGUUCCCAGCUGUGCCGCGCGGUGGCAAUCCCCAUGACAUGAGCAAACAGCCUAUGAGUACAACUGUCCCAAAUCCGGGGCAGGGUCCGAGUCAACAGAUGAUGUAUCAUCAACCUAACCCGAGAACGCCUCCGUUCUACCCACCCACCAGACCAACACAGCCACAGGGUAUUCCACAGCAGACGCAGCGCCAUGUGCGAAUGAGUGCCGGCCAAGGAGGACAGCCGCCGACCAUGUACCCGUAUCCUCAGACGAAUUUGGUUAUUUCUCAAACGGGAGGCUAUAUCGGCCAGCCACAAGCUACAAUGAUGAUGCAGGGCAGUCUACCGAUGCAGGCUUCCCCAGGCCAGUACAUGGGUGAGGACAUGAUGACUAUGUCUGGGGGGGCAACCAUAAUCUACCAGACCGGUCCUCGGCCGAACAUGCCACAGCAGUAUAUCAACACAUCUCAGCCGAAUCAAUUAAACAUGCAGCCACCGGUUGGGCAAACUUAUCAAACACAAGGACCAGUAACAUACUACAGCCCUCAAGGUCAACCACAAUACCACAUGGGUGCCCAGCCAAACCGACCGCCAUCUGCAUCGAGUAACUACGCUCCUCCGGCGCGGGAGAGAAAAGUGAUCAGGAUCACAGAUCCCAACUCUGGACAAGAUGUGACAGAUGAUUUAUUAGGUUCGGCCAAGAGUGCCAAGACGGGCACGCCUCCAUUGUCAUCAGGCCCGUCGAGUGCCAGAGCCACACCAGUCGUGGCACAACAAGCUGAAGACGAAGAGUCUUCUGAACUGUCUCAGGCUGAAGAAUCUGCACCGCCACAAUCACCAUCGCCACUGGCGCAGAGUAACAUCGCGGCACAGUUCGCAUCGCAAGUCGCCGCUACAUUGAAUUCCGAUACGCUGAGACCUGUACAACCUCAACCAACUGUGACAAAACCUGAAUCUGAACAAUUGGGCGAGGAAACGCCGCAGGUAGAAACUGAUGUGAAUUCUGAACUGGAUUCUAAAUCUAAUCAAGAGAAACAGGAUGUGAACUCUAUACCUGAACCAGCACCUAGUGUUGUCGUUCCUGCUGCGGUAGAAACACCGGAAACGGUCGCCGAGGAGGCAGUGAAAACGGACACGAGUCACAGUGAUAAAGAUGUACAUGUAGAAAGGACUCCUAAGAUUAGUGAACCUAGCGAGGUCGUAAGUGAAUCUAAAAUUGAUGAAAAACCAGCAGCAGUGGUGGAGAAGACGCCCGAACCUGUCGAACCUGUGGAGAAAGUGCCAGUGGUUACGGAAGAAGAGACAGCUUCAGCUGAAGCAAAGAGUAAAUCUAAGAGACACAAAAAAGAUCUCAAUGAGAAAGGCAAGACGAAGGAGGGCACGGACAUGGACCUGUUCGUGGAGGAGGCGGCCACGGCUAAGCCUGUUCCCGUUGUGGUCCCGGAACCCACACCAGCACCAGUGACAGAAGUCAACAACGUCGACCAGAAACUGAAAGAUAAACCAGCGUUGACGGUCGAGAUAAACGUCGAGGAAUCAAACGAGGCGAAGGUGCAGGAGAAGAAUGAGAAAAACGACGUGAAGUCACACGAUGUUCCUGAGACAAAUAGCAAGAUUGGGAUGCCAAAGAAAGAUAAGUCUACGGACUAUGAUUAUAAGGAAGAAACGUUCAGUCCUCUCAGUCCAGAAGCCAAGAUGCACUACGAUAGAGAUUUCCUCCUCAGCCUGCAGUUCACGACGGGUUCAAAGUCAAAACCCGACGGACUCCCCAAACUCCCUGAUGUAAUCCUAGACCGGCCGCGACAGAUGGGCGACACCGGUGGCAGAUCACCGUUAAUCAAGCCUGGAUCCCAGCCAGACUUCACACCUGGAUUCAUCAAAUCGUCAAUCCCUGGACGAAUGAGCGGAGGUAGUGGUGGUGGCGGCAGUGGUCGUGAUGACCGAGGCCGCAUGGGUGGUAGCGGACGCCGUGGCUCGGAACAGGGCCGUAAAGAACCCAAGAAGAUCAUCCUAGAGUUGCCGCUCGCCCAUCAAAUUGAACUCCACCACGCUGAGAAUGCCUGGAAACCAUCCACAAAAACCGCAGAUGUUGCACUGACUCCUGAAGAACAGGCUGAACAGGAGGUCUACAAGGCUGUUCGUGCCAUCCUCAACAAGCUGACACCGCAGAAAUUCCAAGUACUUAUGAACCAGAUCCUGGAACUACAGAUCGAUACUGAGGAGAAGCUCAAAGGAGUUAUUGACCUUAUAUUUGAGAAGGCCAUCGAUGAACCCAACUUCAGUGUACCCUAUGCUCACAUGUGCAAACACAUGAUGAUCGUAAAAGUGCCGGCCAAGUCCCCAAGUAGUGGUAAACUAGGUGAUACCGUGUUAUUCAGAAAGUUCCUGCUCACACGCUGUCAGAAAGAGUUUGAAAAGGAUAAAGCCAACGAGUUGGAUCUGGCAACCAGACAGAAGGCCAUCGAUGAGGCCGAUUCAGAGGACAGGAAGAAGGUAUUGACGCUAGAAUUGAAUUAUGAAGCUGCCAAAUCGAAACGGAGAUCACUAGGUAAUAUUAGGUUUAUUGGUGAAUUAUUCAAACUAAAGAUGUUGACAGAACACAUCAUGCAUGACUGCCUCGUAAAGCUACUGCGCUCAAACGACGAAGAUAACCUAGAGUGCUUGUGCCGCCUCCUAACGACGAUCGGCAAAGACAUCGACCACGACAAAGCUAAGGUAAGGCAACCUAAGCCCCGGAUAGAUCAGUACUUCCAACAGAUGGACAAGAUCGUCAAACAGAAACGGACAUCAGCUAGAGUUCGUUUCAUGAUUCAAGACGUGAUAGAAUUGCGAUCAAGUAAUUGGGUGCCAAGACGUGACGACAAUAAGCCAAAGACGAUAGACCAGAUCCAUCAAGAAGUUCAGCGAGAGCGCCAAGAGGAGCAGUUCUUAAUAGCACAACACGCCUUGAACCCUCAACCUGUCUCGGCGAAGAAGAGAGGGCCACCUGGUGGAGGCCGUGGUCAAGCCGCCCCUAACUUUGGUCCUGCUCAGAAUCAAUCUGAAGAUGGAUGGAAGACAGUUAGCGCCAAAAAUACCAUUGAUCCUACCAAGAUGAAACUCAGCAAGCCUUCAGUAGAUGAAAACAGCAUCCAGUUAGGUCCUGGAGGUCGACCUGGGUUCUCCUGGGGACGGGGUAGCAGCGGCGGUUCCAAAAUGCAACAGAACCAGUCUUCGGGAGGAGAUUCAUCUGAACCACGUCCGUCUACGCCAAGUAACAGGUUCAGUGCCCUAAGCCAAGCUGAUGGUGGCUAUGAUUCCAGGGGGAGAGGUGCUGGACGAGGUCUUGGUCCCAGGCCUGACAGUAGAAGUCGCCAGCAGCAAGGGACGCCCGGACGCCACGACCGAGGCAAGAAUACGAGAAUGUCGCAGGAGUUGGAGAGGGAGCAGGCUAUCGCUGCUGUUAGGGUCAUGAAAGAUGGAAGGAGUCUUGCUCAGUCUCGACAGGGUUCUACGGGUCGACAAGGCGGCAGCCGCGAGGGGAGCCGAUCACGAGAAAACCGGGACGACAUUGAACCGAUCGAGGGACAGCGCGAACCCGAGCGACAGAAACCUGCCGUCGUUCAAUUGUCUGAUGAGAAUAUGGAGAAGAAGGCUAAGGCUAUUAUUGAUGAAUAUCUACAUUUACAGGACAUCAAGGAAGCUAUGUUGUGUAUCUCAGAACUAGAGGAGCAGAAGAACAUUCAUGUGUUCGUGACGGCAACGAUAAACCACGUGUUGGAGAGAUCUGAGAAGGCAAGGCAGCAGGCUGGCCAUCUUCUUCAUGACGUCGUCAAAGGUGGUCUGAUCACUGUCGCUGAUUACCUCAAAGGAUUAAAUGAAGUGUUAGAAUAUGCUGAAGACAUGGAAAUCGACAUCCCCAAAAUCUGGGCGUAUUUUGGGGAAUUGAUCGGCCCCAUGGUCCACGACGGUAGCGUCCCAAUGGUCUUCCUCAAAGAUGCCUGCAAGCCGCUCCACGGCCGUAAAGCCGGCGUGUUAGUAGCUGCCAUAUUACACGACGCCAGCCAUAGACUAGGUCAUAUAAAAGUAGGUGAACUGUGGCGACAAUCGAAGCUGCAGUGGACCGAUUUCUUAGCUCCUUCAGAUGACUUAGAGAAGUUCCUUCAAGAUAAUAAAUUAGAAUUCACCGUUGCCUCCCGCGAGCAGCACGUAACACGGUCGUUGUCUAUAGAGAACAUAAUGGACCAGCUUCAAGAGUUAUUAUCAAAAAAGAGUGCUGACAAUGAAGAGGUGUUUGACUGGAUAGAGGCCAAUGUGGGGGAGGCAAAAGCAAAGGAAGCCAAAUUUAUCCGUGCCUUGAUGACAGAAGUGUGUGCCAGUGCCAUUGAAGGAUCUGGUGCGACUUCAAAACUCGAUGAUACAUUGCUGAAGAAGCGCUCUGUGGUGUUACAGAAGUAUUUAGACCAUCAAGCUGAUUUAGAAUUGCAAGCUCUCUAUGCAUUACAGGCAUUAGUCAAUAGUUUAGAGCAUCCUCCAGGUCUAAUGCAGAUGUUCUUCGACACGUUGUACGAUGAGGACAUCAUUUCAGAAGAUGCAUUUUACACAUGGGAGACGUCAACCGACCCUGCCGAGCAGGAGGGCAAGGGUGUCGCUAAGAAAUCUGUGGUUCAGUUCUUCACGUGGCUCAAAGAAGCUGAAGAAACCGGGGGCGAUGACAGUUAGCAUUUGUGAUCUAGUGUUAGAUAAUGAUAUUUUAUAUAAAGAUAUAUAAAUUGUCAGUCUGGGCUCCUAAGAUGAUUUCUGCACGGUUGUUUUGAGAAGUUAUCGGGGAAAAUUGAGUCUUUGUCGUUCUUGAAUGAUGGGGUGUUAUUAAUCAUGCUGAAUCCUUGUUUCAUACGUGGCCUCGUUCCUUGGGAACAAAUUUAACCUGUUGAGACUUGAAAGUUCCAAGUCUUACAGUGGCUUCUGGUGUGUGGAAGUAGGGGAAUUCUUGUCUUUCUUGCUAUGGUCAGAAUACGUGACUCCCUCAACGCCGGAGCAAUGAAUACUUGCUGUCGUCUUAGAGAAUCUCUGUAUUGUUCCAAUAUUUAACUUAACAUCUGAUAGUCACAAUGGAUGGCUGUCAGUUUUCUCAAGACUGCUGAGUUUGUAGGAGUGAUCUUAGGAGCCCGAUAAGAUGUUCAAUAAACACAUGGCAGUUGUUGGGCUGUGUACAUCAUGCUGUGUAUAUAUGUAUGAAGUGGGUUGUCAUACACAUUGCUUUGCCUUGUCUCCCAAAGGGCCAGCCACACGGAAGUCUUGAAAAAUAUAGGGUAAUUUUUUGGUGCCGCUUGUAUUUUGAGGUAAAAGUGAUUCUCUAUUAAAAAUAUUGAUCAACUAGUUGUUAACAUGUGAAAACUUACUUUGGUCAUGUUAUCAACUUGGGAAAAGAAGUUCUGAGCAUUUCCCUUGAAGCUUAAGUUAGGCUAAACAGGCCAGUGCUUCGACCAGUGUCAUUGAGAUAGUCAGUUUGAUUCAGAUUAAGAGGGACCUGCUUGAACUUGGGCUAUGGCCUAAAAGGUGACUUGAAAAAAAAAGCUGUUUGGAUGGUCGUUGGGGGUAUGAGGUGUUUGCUUGGGGUCAGCGUUGGUUGAUAAGAUCAUUACAUGUGGAUCCAUCAUCAUUCACUAAACUGUGAGCUGUCAUUGAAAUAAGAUUUUUGUUUGUCUUCGAGAUUAUAUGCUGUAAUAGUUUCAUGUUUGUUCAGGUUGAUGCGAGAUUUUGCUCUUACUGUUGUUGUUGUCAAAGUCGAUCACUAGCAUAUGGUUGGAGUAUGCAAUCAUCAAGUCUGAAUUGCCGAAUGAUUUCUUUUUUGGAAAUGCUAUACCACAAUAUCCUUAUUUGCAAUUUACAGAGCGAGAAUGACGGAUAUAUUAGGCUAGCUGCAAUUGAAAAAUUAACUAGUGCAAAGGCUUGAAACCUAUUGUAUGUUUUGGUUCUAAAGCCUUUAUAUGAUGCAUUGUUGCCAACUUCCCAGGAAUGGCGAAUUUACCAAAGUAUAAAAAUAUGGCAAUUGUCUCGUAAAGAUUUCUCGUCAACAGUGCAAAUCUCUGUCAACCAGGGUGGGGGAUUGUAACUCUGUUACAGUUUGAUAGUCUCAACUGUUCGUGUGCAUCUAUAUUUGUCUUCUAUUCUAUUUGGCUGUGUAAAGUGUUAAACCCUGUUGAGAUAUUUAAUCCAUUGGACGUGCAGCUGUUAAACAGCAACUGGCAUGGCCUGCUGUGGCUGUGAGGUAUGGAAGUGGUAGCCCCUGUCCAAACGUCGCUUUUGGGAGAGUGCUGGUCAAAACAACAGAAGUCUGUUUCCAGUUUACCUUGGCCCGGUUGCUCAGUCGUCCUUAGCUGUAAUGUUGGCAUUAAGUCCUAAAACUACUAUUGUAAAUGAAAUUUACUGAAGGAUUUAACGCUUAGUUGAGUUACAAUGCUGACAUUUGCCUCCUACACCGAAUGAGCAACUCGGCCCGGUGCCCUCUGCCCACAGGUGGCUGCUGCAUCCAAUUCAACACCUCAAGUCAGAGGUAAGGCCCGACGUGGCUUAUUGCUGUAGCAUAUUUAGAAAGUUGCAGUUUUGCCUCGAGUAUAAUUUUAUUUGCCAGAGAUAGGAAUUCUCAGCCAAGUACAUGUAUGAAACUGUUCUGCCACAUAUGUUUAAAAGCAGACAGUUCCUGAAUAUUUCACAUAUGUAUGUUGAUGAAAAAGGCUGGUACCAUUGAUGUUAAGUGUGGGUACGGUAGUUCUAUUACAAUUUCAUUAUUAUUAUACUUUGAAAAUGCCUGGGUUCUGAUAGUGGGUGAGGAAAAUGUUGGUAGCCCUUGAAAUCUCCUCGAUGGUCCCAAAGAUAGGCCAGUUUUAGAACGAUGCUUCAGUCAUGUUCAACAAAUUUCAUGAGGGAAUAUUUUCAGAAGCUUGGCCGCAAGAACUCUGACUGUAUUUUGAAUAUUGUGUUUUGUAAUGAAUAUGAUGAUGAUGAUGACGAUGAUGCAUGUAUAAUGAGUGACGAUGCUGCACAUGAACUCUGAUACCAGCUGGUUGAACCAGUCGCUGCCUGCCGGAAAAAGGUUUGACACCAGACAGCGCCUGGAGAAAGAUUUUCCAGGUGGUAGGUUGAUGUAAAGAACCUCAAAAUUGGGAAGGACAAACAGAUUUCUCUCUUAUUUUGGUUCUCAUUUUGGCUACAGUAGCAGGUGGUCAUGCGGUUGUAAAUGUGUUUGUUCAAACUGACAUGUCUAGCUGUACAGCUGUGCACUGUUAUCUAGUUUAUUUGUAGGAUAAACAACGGGCGAAGGGAAGAAAUUUGGCUGGCGCAUUCAUGCAUGUGAUUAUGAUAUAUUUGUCAUGUUUGGAGAAAUGCAAAUUGCCACUGUCGGGAGCUGUUUGUUUUGACAUCAGCACCAUUAACUUGAGUGGACAAAUCUGUCAAUGUCUAUAGGUUUGGGAAAUUAACAAAGUCCUUGAAGGAUCUGGCAUGUGUGGGCCUAUUUCUUCACCGCCAAGUAAUUUUGUUUAUUUUUUUCAUUUGAUUUAGAGAACUAUUGUUAUUGUUGACUGAUUUUGACCAGUUUAUUAUUUAUUUGAUGUAAAUAUCAAUAGGGCGUUUAAAAAGCAUAGCAGUUUACUCACGAAAAUUUGUGGAGAAAGUGUCACUUUUGUUUAAAGCGAAGCAUGCUAUUGGAAAGGUUCUGGCAAGGAUAACAUCUUGGCUGAAAAAAAGUUCAUCCUAGUUAUUCAAGGCUGUUCAGUUUGUUGACCAGCGAAUUGGCAGCUUGUUGGUACAUGCGUCUACAAAACUGGUAUUUUCUUCACUUAACAAAUCAUUGCAUUGUUUGUACGGAAAAACGUGGAAGUGAAACAUGCCACAUACAGCACUGAAGCAGAUUUUCAUUCAAUUCCAGCUUUAAAAAAGUAGAUGAAGAACUGAAUAAGUUUAAAAUGUUCUUUGUUUUUGUCUACAAAAAAAUUCGCCAGCUGUCUAAUGAGAGGUGGCAAAAAAUUAAAAAGAUUGGUGACAUCGUCUUCAGUGCUUUCAGAAUUACAGAGAUGAAAAUUAUCUUUUGGUUGGUGGGUUGUGCAGUUGGUCCAGUUCUAUUGGCAGGGGCCUAAAAAAUGUACUAAUUGAAGUUGCAAUGUUUUUGGGACGCCCUGUUUUUGAAAUAUAGAAAGUCGGUUGUACGUUUUGAAAUAUUCAUAAAAGUCACUCAUGCGCUGGCUGUAAAAAUUGCUAAUUGGCACAUUUAGCGUCAUCUAUACCCUGGAUUCGGGCAGUGUAGCACUUGACCGUAGUCAUAUUUUUCAAGGUCAUUGUCAGAGAUUUUAAAAUCCUGUGGCAGUCUUUUUAAUAGGGGAUAACUUUUAGGGUCGAUGUUUUUUUUUUCUAAUUAAAAUAUUGCAGCUGGUGAGGGUUUUUAAGCAUGAAGUAUACGAAGUUUGUAUAAUCUCAAUAAAUUCUAAGUUACGGUUAAUUCUGUGUAACUCUCAGUGCCUCACUGUAAGGAGUGUCCUUCAGCCCUUAUCCAGGUGAAUAGUUGGUGUUCACGAAAAAAAAUAGUAGAAUUUUUAGAAGAAAACGUUCAAGAAAAGAAAAAAUAAGCUAAAAUGUGAAAUUUUAUUGUAUGUAUUCACUAAAACAUAUAGUCUAGGUUGGUUUUGAAUAUGGUGCGCAAGGUGUAUUUUCCAUGGUGGCCAGACAGUCAUGUGUCCAGACUUUUUACGAAAAAGUGGAGUUGGGAAAAGUAUUUUGAAUGAAAUGAAUGAAUGAAUGAAUAUAACAAUUUCUAUAGCGCCUGAAUUAAAAGAAAAACUUAAAUUCUCAGGCGCUUUACAAAGCAAAACACUCCCUGAAAAGGUGUUGUUUCAGGAGAGUUUUGAAAAUGUCUAUGGAACCAGCAAGCCUGAUGUUGGAAGGUAGCUGGUUCCAUAGAACCGGUGAUGACUUGACUUUGCACCAGAGAAGUACUCAUAAAUUGCACAGAGAGUUAGUGCAGUGCAUUCGUCAUAUUUCAACUAUAAUAUGUGACCCGCUCUACCAAAACUAGGCGCUUGUCGCAUCUGAACUCGACAGGUUGAUACGGACUUGUUGUUCAUUUCCCUAUUGUAGACCUUUUGUGAAAUCUAACGAAUUUACGUCUGUCUGCACAUGCAUCUGUUGGUUACCAUGGAAACGUCCUGCAGAUGGUGACCAUGUUCGUUCGUCGUCUCCUGCAUCUGUCCCAUUUGUGUUGGUUGGACGCCACAGAGAAUUAGCAAAAAUCCAGUGGUGCUAUUUAGUUCGCAGUUAUUUUCCUUUAUCCGUGUUCGUCCUAGCUAAAUUAGAAGGAUCAUGGCUAAAAUCACAUCACAUAUUCAACUGCCUACAUUGUAUUCCGAUAUAAACCUUCAGUAAUUUUUUCACCAAAUAUUAUAAUUGGGUACAUAUGAUGUAAUUUGAUAAGAACCAGCCCGUAUUGUAUAAGUUGAACAGUACUUCUGUUUUUGUACUGUUUCUGUUGAUACAUGCAUGUUUUGUCUUUAUCAUGUGUCUUUGUGACCAAUUUUCAUGCAUUGAAUAUGUAUCAUUGAAGUUUGAUUGUUAAAAUGCUCUUGGAGUGUUUUGGUAUGGUGGCUAUGGUGUUGCCAUUGACACAUUGUUGUCAUGGUGAUGUCAUAGCAACCAUGGUAGGGUUGCUAUGAUGUUGCUGUGGUGCUGGCAUAGCAACCUUGCCAAAAAGGGUGGAAACUCACCAAAAAAUAAAAACUGUCGCUAAAACCUGUAUAGCAACUUUCCUAUUGUGAAGCAGUUUGCAAAGAAAUGUGCUGCAGUGUCUGAAUGCUCAUGGCAUUUGUUGAGGAGAAUAAAAGAUAGCGACAGCCAGGGUGGUUUGUACUGUAAUCAUAGAUAAUCAACACGCCCUGGUAGAAAACUGAUAAAUCUUUGAACCUGAUGAACGGAUGUAAAUAAAACUUGUAAGGUUUCAA